AUGGACCAACGCAUGGUUGAGGCCGAGACUAUCUCAUUUGCCUUGCUGUCCGCCCCUGAGAGGAUCUUCGCUCCACUAAGCGACCAAGCCAAACAGAAUGUCACGAACUGGCUUAGUACCCUCAAUGGGAUGGAGAUGCCCAAGAAUAACUGGCGUUGGUUCCGAGUCUUUGGUAACCUAGCGCUCAGCAAAGUCUGUGGUGUUCCAUUCGAGGACGUCCGAGACGAGUUGAACUCGGACCUAGAGCUUUUGGAUACCUUCUAUCGCAUGGAUGGAUGGUCAGCCGAUGGACCUUGGCAGACCGCCGAACAGGCCCGCGAUGAGCUUGAGCAAUUCGGAAAGACGGGGAGACGUGAUGCCAUUGGAAUUGGGCGCCAGGCAGACUACUACUCUGGCAGUUUUGCCAUCCAGUUCAGCCAACUGCUUUAUUCACGUUUUGCUGCAGAUCUAGACCCUAAGCGAAGUGCGGUCUAUCGCCAGCGUGCUAGAGACUUUGGGGCUACUUUUUGGAGAUAUUUCGACGCUGAUGAUUUGCCUGCGGUGGCUACUUCGCAGCCGUGGCUCUGGCCCAAGUAG
Molecule: messenger RNA, 576 nt
Organism: Colletotrichum chrysophilum
Lineage: Eukaryota; Fungi; Ascomycota; Sordariomycetes; Glomerellales; Glomerellaceae
Exons: 2
Coding region: 1-576 (191 amino acids)
Source: RefSeq, a predicted model, not a curated record